UCUCCAAGUCCGCCUUGCUCUCCUCAAUUAAUUUAAAAUAAUUUCGUGCCCCCUGCCUUGAGUGACAUUUCCCCCCUGUCAAACUGUCACAACAGAAAUCGAUAUAAUGCAGUGAAAACAUCACAAAUCCCACUCGCAAUGGAUUUCAACGUGAAAAAAAUCGUCAAGGAUGCGGGGGCUGCCAUCAGUCGCGUGGUCCAGAUGACCGAAGAGAAACUAGGCACAUCCGAAAAAACCGAACUCGAUGCUCACUUCGAAAAUCUCUGGGAACGAGCCGAAAACACCAAAAACUGGACGGAGAAAAUCGUCCGGGAUGCCGAAGCGGUUCUAAUCCCCAAUCCCGGGAACCGAAUCGAGGACUUCAUUUACGAGAAAAUCGACAAAAAGCGACCCUCGAGACUGAGCAAUUUGGAGUACCUGGGCCUGGACAUGAUCGAGGCUGGGAAUGUGUACGGCCCGGGGACUGCCUACGGGAGCUGUUUGAUCAAAGUGGGGCAGUGGGAGCAGAAGUUGGGCCAGAACGAAAGGGACUUCAUCGGCUCGGCGGCCAUGUGCUUCACUCAGCCCAUGCGCAAGUUCUUGGACACCGAAAUUAAGACCAUACUCAAGGAAAAGAAUCUUUUGGAAGUCAAACGGUUGGAUUUGGAUGCGUGUAAGAAUAGGGUGCGCAAGGCGAGGAGUAUGUUGGGACAACCGGCGCAAUUUCCUUUACAUUUGACACAGAAAGAAGGGAUUACCCCGGAAGAAGUUUUGGAGCAGGCCGAAAGAGACCUGCGGAUUGCCCAGUCGGAGUUCGACCGUCAGGCUGAAAUAACGAAACUCCUACUCGAAGGGAUCGGCAGUUCCCACGCUGCUCAUCUCCGUUGUUUGCAAGAAUUCGUAGAGACUCAAGCCCGAUUUUACUCGCAAUGUACCACGAUUAUGACGGAUUUGCAGCGUGAGCUCGCCAGUAUGUCCUCGAUGCCUGGUGUCGAUCCCAAUUCUCCCGUAAAUCCUAAACCGAACGAAUGGAACAACGAAGUACCAAAUAACGGAAUGCGAAAAGCCCGAGUUAUAUACGAUUAUGACGGGCAAGAUACGACCGAAUUAAGUCUGAUGGCGAACGAGAUUAUAAUGGUUAAAGAACUGAGCGAUAAACCCAACGAAGAUUAUUUAUAUGGCGAGCGCGGCCAUCAAAAGGGCAAAGUCCCGCGUGCGUACCUGGAAUUCAUAUCUUAACAAACUACGUCUUCCGGCUAAUUCCAUUCAAGUAUUUAUUGUGAUCCCGAUAGAUGUAAUCAUUCCUCUCAUUCUAAUAAGGCAUUGAUGACAAUAUGUGUUCACCUUUAUCUUAGUUUAUUUGUAUAUUUUGUUUGUUUUGUCGUAUCUUGCCAGCAAAAUUACUGUAAUCCCAUCUUAAACCCCUUUAUGCAAUAAUGCGGUCAAUUCGAACUAACGGUGCAAUUACACAUUCGGCAAAUUAAACUGUAUCAAUAAGCUUUAAACUAUGUGUUGAAACUUUAGCUCAGAGUUAACAUAAUCUACUCUCUAGUUGUAAUAUAUUGUUAAUCGUUAUCUUCAAUAAAUAUGUACAAAUUAAAA
Messenger RNA from Tribolium castaneum (red flour beetle), 1581 nucleotides. RefSeq names its product Endophilin B (gene EndoB). Gene Ontology annotation, molecular function: protein binding. The transcript is spliced from 8 exons. Gene Ontology annotation, cellular component: membrane; cytoplasm. Gene Ontology annotation, biological process: membrane organization. The record is from RefSeq and is a predicted model, not a curated record. The coding region runs from base 139 to 1218 and encodes 359 amino acids. Lineage: Eukaryota; Metazoa; Arthropoda; Insecta; Coleoptera; Tenebrionidae.